AUGUCCGAUACUUUGUCUGGACCACUUGAUCGACAUAUCAAAGCCGGCCAAGCCGAUGCUGAAUACUCCGAGGAUGAGAGGAAGACAAAGCUUGGAUCAUUGAAGAAGAAGGCAAUUAGCGCCUCGAACAAGUUCAGGAAUUCUUUGACAAAGAAAGGCCGCAGACACAGUAGAGUAAUGUCAAUUUCAAUUGACGAUAACCUUAAUGCCGAGGAAUUACAGGCAGUGGAUGCAUUUCGCCAAGCACUUAUUUUGGAUGAACUACUACCCUCUAAGCAUGAUGAUCAACAUAUGAUGCUAAGAUUUUUAAGGGCCAGGAAAUUUGAUAUCGAGAAAGCAAAGCAAAUGUGGUCUGAUAUGCUCAAUUGGAGGAAGGAAUUCGGCGCAGACAUAAUCAUGGAGGACUUUGAAUUCAAGGAAAUCGAUGAAGUCUUGAAAUACUAUCCACAAGGAUAUCAUGGAGUUGAUAAGGAAGGAAGACCAGUUUACAUUGAAAGACUGGGUGAAGUUGAUGCUAACAAGCUGAUACAAGUCACAACUCUGGAUCGGUAUAUGAAAUACCAUGUACAGGAGUUUGAGAAAACUUUCAAUGUCAAGUUUCCAGCCUGUUCGAUUGCAGCAAAGAAGCACAUUGAUCAAAGCACCACUAUCUUGGACGUGCAAGGAGUGAAGAACACUAACAAAAAUGUUCAUGGUCAGGGGCUUAAACAAUUCACCAAAACUGCAAGGGAACUUAUUGGUCGCAUUUCAAAGAUUGAUGGUGACAAUUACCCUGAGACCUUAAAUCGAAUGUUCAUCAUUAAUGGUGGUCCUGGAUUCAGGCUUUUGUGGAGCACUGUUAAACAGUUCAUUGACCCCAAGACAGCCCAAAAAAUCCAUUUUCUGGGUAACAAAUACCAGAGCAAGUUGCUUGAAGCAAUUGAUGCAAGUGAGUUGCCCCAGAUUUUUGGUGGUACUUGCACUUGUGCCGAUAAGGGUGGCUGUAUGCGUUCCGAUAAGGGUCCAUGGAAUGAUGCAGACAUAUUGAAGAUGGUUCAAAAUGGUGAAGCCAAAUGCCACAGGAGAACCGUUUCAGGAAUUCAUGAGAAGGCACUAUCUGAAGAUGACCAAGCGAGCGCAAAGAGAAACGUUUCUUUCAGCAAAGAACCAUUUGAUGCUGUUGAUUAUGGCCAUCCAAGGAAUCAAGUAGAGCAUCAGAUACUUUCUCCAGUUCCUGAAUCUCCCUUGAGCAAAAGGAACAAGGACCAAGACUAUGAGAACUCCAUUCCAAUGGUAGAAAAGAACAUUGAUGCUGCUUGGCCUACGCCGCAGAAUAAUAGAUAUGCCCUCUCUAAAGUGUGUCGCCCAGAGCAUGAUGUUUGCAAGGCUCAGGGAGGGAACCGUCAGCUAGUAAAUGGGAUAAUGGCUGUCGUGAUGGGAAUUGUCUCCAUGGUUCGCAUAUCACGCAACAUGCCUAGAAAACUUGCUGAGGUUGCUGUUUAUGGUAGUCAAGUUUAUGCUGAUGAAAUGGCUAAAAGCCACGUAUUGCCAGCACCAUCCAUCUCAACUUCUGAAUACAAGAACAUGAUGUUGCGCAUGGCUGAAAUAGAAGAGAAGCUGAAUGUUCUCAGUUCCAAACCUCAAGUCAUGCCCCCUGAUAAAGAGGAAAUGCUGAACGCUGCUAUAAGGCGAGCCGAUACUCUAGAGCAAGAACUAGCAACAGCCAAGAAGGCACUUGAAGAUGCUGUUGCUAAACAGCAGGAACUCCUAGCCUACAUAGAGAAGAAAAAGAAGAAAAAGAAUGUAAGUUUACAUAUCUCUGAUAGUGCUCAGCAAAACUGA
This is a messenger RNA of Dovyalis caffra, 1821 nucleotides long. The record is from the annotation of a GenBank genome assembly. NCBI's taxonomy places the organism in Eukaryota, Viridiplantae, Streptophyta, Magnoliopsida, Malpighiales, Salicaceae.